GAUCUGAAUGGUUUAUGCAGCAUAAAAAUGUUCCCCUGCAUGAUGAGAAGCAGUCAACUUUCUCCUGCGCCUGAUGGUCCGGACGGAGAACAAAUCGGCAACUACAGCUGCAGACUCCCCUCUCCUCCAGAGAAAGACUGCCACUUUCCGAGCAAUUCCAAAGGAGACCGCACCUCAGACACUUCUAGUUCUUCUUACCGUUCUCACCGGGUUCAGAGGAAGCGGAGAGUUUCAAGGACUGUGUCGAAUUCUUUGAAGAACCUGCAGAUUGUCACGAGCAGUGCAUUUACUGCGACUCAGAACAUGAGCAAGGAAAUGUAACAGCAACGCCGGUCCUUCCUGGAGCUCAGGCAAGCCCUGCUGAUAGGAUUUCCAAGGUUACAGCCAGCCAACUCCAUGGGACUUUGAAUAGUUCCAGCGACGUCUUACGAGAUGGCCAGAGCGGCACAAAAGGGAAUAUUUAUGCUGCUACAUCUGGAGGAUCUCGAGCUGGUUUUCCUCUACGCAGGAGCGAGACAUUUGGGGAGUCAUUGCCAGUCCAAGAGGCGAGAGCACCGAGCCUGCAGGCAGACCUCAAGGGUACUAUAAAAGAUCAAACCUGCAGAGACAAACUCUGUACCAGUGGGAAGGAAAGGCAACAGGUUCAGAUGUCAAUCAAAGCUAAGAAUAGCUCAGACCCAGUGUGCAGUGGUAGAAUGGGUCUAGUCACACGGAGGCUGCAGCCAGGAGACAGCGGAUCUAAGUAUUUGGAUCAUCCUGCACAAUUCAGUUCCGACAAAUCCAAGGAAAUGUUACCCAAUGCACGCAAGCCGAAGAAAAGCAGCCUUGGCAGUCGAGUGCAUGGUCCUGUAAGUAGCAAACCAGCAUGCCCCAAAUAUUUUGUUGAAAAUCCAUGUGUUUUGAGUGACUCUGAUGAGGCUGAUAACGAAGUAGAGAAGCUUACUGCCCUGUCCUUCCAGAGUCUCUCAUGCCCGCAAGGCAGCUACCUAGAUAUGUAUAGUUCCAGUAACAGGACAUCCUCCAGCCUGUCCAAUUCCUUGCCAGAAGAUAGUAAUGGAAUGAACAGGUGGCCAUUAUGCAGUGACCAGAGGAAAACAGUGGCAGUCGGCCACGCAAAAGGAAGCCGGCUAUUCCCAACAGCCAGCAAAGCCCCAGAUACAGGACUGCUCAGUGGCGUGUUGGGGAAGGAGCACCCUGAGUGCAUCGAUGUCGCCCUAGAGAAUGCUGAUGGCAAAAAGAGCCUCUCUAAAAAGAGAAUGGUGCCCAAGCGUCAGAUCCAGUUAAGACGGAAAGAGAAGAAGGAGACAGGUUUUUGUGCUGCUGGGGACUGUGCUGCCCUCCAGCCAUUCACACAACCACGAAAGGAGUCGUGUGUGAAAGUGAGAAAUAUCAGCGACGAGUUUAGGCUGAAUUAUAAGCAAUUUCUGAAAGCCGCCUCUUUGAACAAUGCUUACAACAAAACGAGGAUGGCUUCCAGCCUGGUGAAAAACGUUUUGGCUAAAAAAAUGCAGUAUGAACACAGGAUUAAGAUGGAACAAGCAUCUGUCUGGGGAAGCUCAACCUCUUCUGUCCCUUCGUCCAUAAGCACUGACCUCCCAGGGGACAGUUUGGAAGGCAAGUCAAGUUCUCUGUCUAAGUCGGACUGCAGUUUUUCAACGGAAGAUGUGCAAAGCCAUUCCACCAGUGAGAGGUCAGAGUCCAUCACAGUGAAUAAAGACGGCGUGGACGCCUUGAGGCCAACGAAAGGAGUUGUGCUCAACGAGCAACUAAGGGAGAAUGUCUGCAAACUGAAAGAUACAUUUAACGAGCUGAAUGAGAGACUGAAGUAUCAAGAAGUCACUCAGCUGAAAAGACUCCCCAUUUUGGCAGAUGGGGGUGUGAAUGUAAUAGAAUCAAGCAACAUCAGGAAGCAGGCCGCUGGGGUAAGGAAAGAGUACAGGAGAGCCCGAGCCGUGUUUGAGUCCAUGGAGGCUGAUACAGAAAGCUUGGCUGCAAUUCCGAAAUUUGCAAAGCCAAAAAAGCCAUGGCCAAAUCUGAAGCAGCGAGCCAUUCGCCAGAGCAAGCACACACAGUCAAAGGAAGAAAAAUUUCCCCUGAAACCAAAAAGCCUUGUGGUACCCAAAGAUACUCCCAGUAACAUCUUCACAUCCAAAACCAAAGAAAUGAAACUCAUCCCUCAGAUCAAGAAUGAGCAUAGUACUCUAAAUGCCUCUAGGCACACAUCUUUGGAUAGAGUUUCCAAUGAGCGGAGGCGGCCUACAUUUCAUAGCAUGAAACUUUCGUCUGUGGCUUUUCCAGCUUCUGUCAAAUCACACAGUGGUGAAAAAUCAAAUUCCCCCAAAACACCUCACACAGGGGAGACUAUUCAAAUGGAAAGCAAAGAGAAGACCAGAAUACAGCAGCCCAGAGGUGUAAGAAAAUUAGUGAAGGACACAUAUAAUCUUGGCUUUAAAUCAUCGGACAGCUCCAGUGUAGAUCAGGCAUCCUAUUCUGAAAGCAAAAGUGAGAACAGCUUAAUUGUGCUACCAAAGGAGUCCACAGCUGUUUCACCUCUGUUCAUACGCUGCACAUCAAUAUGUCGGAAAGAUGAUAUGCAAACAGCAAAUAAUGCACAGGAGAAUAAGCAAGACCAAAUUGGGGACAUUGAUGUGUCAACGCUUUCUCUACAUGAUCAAAGCACAAGGAGCAAGGAAUCCACUGAUAAUUCUAAUCCCACAGUACAGACACACGAAAAUGUAUCUGUAUGUCAUCCAGAAAGCAAAUGUUCUGCAGUGGGUGAACCUGCAGUGCACAUUACUACAAUUCAGUCCAAGAAACUUGUUGAAAAUAAAGAAUUUCAGACACAAGUUGACAACAAACAAGUGCCUUAUGAACGGAGUGAAUUGAAUGUCAGGCCUUCUUCUACAACCACCAAGAAAGAAUCUCAGCUUAAUAUUAAAGUCAACAGUUCUCUCUCCAAACAGUCACACAAAACUGAAACUGACUAUUUUCCAGCUUCUAGUUGCUCCAGACUGGAUGAAAGGACCAUGAAAGAUUUGGUGCCACAGUCUAAACAUAGUUUGUUGAGAGAAACCCAAGAUGCUGCUUCAUCAGAGUCUCUUAGGAUCCCAUCUUCUACCUAUGUACGGGAAAUCACAAGGAGAGAUAAUGGCUAUGGAACCACAAACUAUAUUAAUGACCCUUGCAAAACCCAAGAAGCCGAGUUGCCCUAUCAGAAACAUUUAUCCAGUGAGUUCUUCUCCGUGGCUUCCAAUAAGCUUCUGAAAGACGAAAAUAUGCUUCCAGAAUCUGGAUCAUCUAAUGGAAGCUGUAGGUACCCACAAGCCAUCAGGCCUCCAAUGACAAGCACCCAAAAUAUUCACACACAGACUCAAGAAAAUAGUAAUUUUGCAGAUGGCAGGUGUGACUCUACAGUACUGGAAGACACCAGACCCUUGGACAAGCAUAACAGAAUACAGUCUGAUUGUGUGAUUUCAAACAGUCCACUAGCACCAACAGAGUACACUGAAGGAAUCAAGGUAAUAUCAAACUCCUCUUUUACUCCAUCAACCUCUUAUGGAAAGCUCCACGACCCAGGGUGUGACUACUUCAACAAACAUCAGGCAACAAAUGAACAGUAUUUUUCAGCUACCCAGGCUGACAACACAAAUUACUUAACAAUUCCCGUGAAAACCCAUCAAUCUGAUGCAACUGUUAAACAUCCAGUGCCUUUGAACAUUGACAACACCUCUUUCACCUCCAAUGUCUCCUUCCAGCCGAGUGGAGACGCAUCAGGAAAUAAAAUAAGCAAAGAACUUUUCCCACCAAAACAAAUGGAGAGGAAGGCACCCUCCGAUAAUGUGCUAUACAGUAACCCAAGCCAUGGGCAACUCCCCCUAAGACUUGAAGAGUCUCCUAGCUUCACAAGAAGAAAUGAAGGCAUUUCGCCAUCUGGUAAGAGUGCCCCAAGCCCAACACGGCACUUUCAUCCUGCUACAGCUCCUCCUCCUCCUCCUCCUCCUCCUCCUCCUCCUCCUCCUCCUCCUCUACAAGGACACAGAAAAAUGUUGGUUGAUCCAGAGAGUGGGAAAUGCUACUAUGUGGAACCACCGAGGCAGCCUCAAUUAAAGAUGCUUUAUGACCCAGAAACAGGGCAGUACAUUGAGGUACUCAUACCCCCAGUCCCACUAUCAUCACACAGCGGGCUUUACCAGUCUCCUUUCUCACCAGUGGUCAUGAAUCCAGGAGGUUAUGGACCACCUUACAUGUCGUACUCGGGGUUUCCUGGGUUCCCCCCUCCCCCUCCAGCUAUGCCUCCCGCCAACCUGGAUCUUCAAGACCAACAACCUGUUCAAGAAAAUGCAAACCUCAACGAAAAUUACAGCCAUUUUUCAAAGAGUGACGUUCCUCCAGCUACCCAAACUGCCGAUGGCAACUACAUGGAGAGUUUGUACUAUAUCCCCACUGGAAUGAAUUCAAGUCCUAAUCCCAAUCAAACUUUAUUUUCCCCACCUUCAAGUUCUGGUCCUUCUGGAACUGAAAAGGGGCCCUUCCUUAGGAUGUGAAGUGCAGUGCGACAAGGGCAACUGGGAAAACUUUUUUUGUAUUUCAGAUAAUUCUGUUAUUUUUUUGUUUUGUUUUUUAAAGGUCAAACCCAACCUCCUUUCCUGGAAUCUGUGAAAAAGGAAUGAAAAGGAGACAGAAAGCUUGGUUUCCUUUAGUUCAGUUUAUUCUGCUGUUUGAGCUCUGAAGGACCCAAAAGAGAUAAUGGGGCACCAAGAGUUUACAGUGCACCUCACUGGCUUAGUAAAUUUGAUUUUAAUGUAAACAUCCCUGGCAGUAAAGGGCCACAUUCUGGUGCUAAUUGAAGCCAAUGGGAGUUAGGUGUUGACUUCAACGGGACCAGGAUUCAGCCUGUGAGGUUGUCCUCCUUUGCAACUAUCAAGUUUGUUCCUUAAGGCGUGCUAUAAGGUAUAUUAUUGCAAUGCUAAGUCUAUUUCCUGAGGAGUCCCGUUCCUCACAGCUCUUGACUCUUCUGUAGAAAUUAAAUGUUCAUCCAAACUUUUUGAGAUUUGAUACUUUUGUAUAUUUAUGCACGAAUCACCAACAUGUUCAGGCUUCCUUAAAUUUUCAUGGUACCUCACUUCACUUUUGCCAUCAGAGCCCACUUGACACUAGCAUGUUUCUAUCAGUGUAAAUGUUUUGAAGAUGUGGGGAGGGGGGAGAGAGAUAUAUAUGUGUAGGCAGGCUGGGAACAGUAGACAUGGCUUCUCCUCAGAGCUUCACAUUUUUCUAGAGCUGUGCACUGAAGAGGCUGGCUGCAUCCUCCUUGGCUUGGUAAGUGUCAAAACAAAACAAAAUAUAUUUCCUAGCAGUAAAGUGGGCAAGAUGGAAAAGGAAGACAGCAUUUUAAAAAAUAUUUGUCUAGAAGAGGGCACUUCAGCAGGUGCCGAUUGUCAUGCAAGCUAUAGCUUCUGAAAUUCCCUCUUCUGCACAACUAUUUAAAAUGGCCUUUUCGGAGCCACAUCCAUUUAAAGCACCAUUGUACCUCUUUAGCAGUCAUAACUUCUCCCAAAGAAUCCUGGGUUUGGUUAUGGGUGCAGGCAAAUGUCUCUUUGUGAGGGGUCGCCUAGCAACCCCAAGCACCCUUAAACAACAGUUUCCGUAGUUCUUAAGUGGAAGCAAAGUGCUUUAAAUGCAUGUAGAGAUGUGACUUUGGUAUAUGACCACCCUUGUCAGCCUCAGUACUCAGAAGGCAAGCUAUGCCCUUCCAUGCAACAUAUGAGAAUGUUUAAUGGAACAGAGGAAGGGAGCAGAAGCACACAGAAUGUUUCACAGUCAGCCGUGGUUGACAGAUUCAAAUAUAUGUUUUGUGCACAAGGACGAACCUGCCUACACCCUCUCAGAGGGUCUGGUGAGUGCCUGGAUGGGAAAUGUAUGGAGAAUUUAUAUGUGCUUCUUGAGUUACUCCAUGGAAGAAAGGUGAAAUAAAAGUGUAAUCUAUUCUUUAAAAGUAGAAAGUUCAGCACAUGCAAUUCCUGAGUAAUUUAUCAAACUGUCGUUUAGUGAGUGUGAGUAAAUCAGUGGUGAAGUGUGCAAGCCAAAGCAAAAAUCACUGCUGCUUUGCUCCUUCCCUGGCCCUGUUGCUACAGCACUACCUAGAGUUAAGCUAUGGUUUAGCUUAGCAUUAUGGGCAAACCUGAGCUUGUUAUUUGUCUCUUUCAGAAAAACCAUGAAUGGUAAGCAAAAAAAAACCUUGGUUACAGCUUGUGGUUUUCUAGGAAGGAGGCAAACCGUGAGCCCUGGUUUGUGCAUAACACUAGGCCAAACCAUGGCUUAGCUUCAGGGGGCACAGCAGUAAGGGGACUAAGGGAGGUGAGAAGCAGUCAUGAUUUUUCACUCUGGAUACACACACACUUCCUUAUUCACACUAAAGCCAUAGUUUGGCUUAGCAUUAAAUCUGAACUGGACCCUCGUCAAGAAAACUCCGCUGAGGAGCAAACUGUUGAUGUCUGUUUGGUCAUAGCUGCCAAGUUUUCCCUUUUCUCGCGAGGAAGCCUAUUCAGCAUAAGGGAAAAUCCCUUUUAAAAAGGGAUAACUUUGCAGCUAUGCUGUUUGGUACCGGUAUUAGUCUGCUAAUUUUCACAACUGAAAAGUAUUUCACCAAUAAUUGUUCCAGAGACUUCAGAAAAGAGUUUGGGAUUAUUAAUGCUUUCAUUGUCAAGUUUUAUCCGGGAAAGUGAUGGCAUUGAAAUGGAGUUAGACAAAGGCUAUAUCAGUGGCUACUAGCCACAAUGGCCAUGCCUUGCCUCUAUGGUUGGAGGCAGAAAUGUUUCUGAAUACUGUACCAGUUGCUGGAAACCACAGGAGGUUUCCUCCACUCAGAUCCUGCUUGCGGGCUUUCAAUAGCAGGUAGUUAAGAUUGGGUGGACCAUUGGCCAGAUCCAGCAGGCUUGUCCAUAGCUGCCAAGUUAUCCCUUUUUUACAGGGAUUUUCCCUUAUGCUGAAUAGGCUUCCUUGCGAGAAAAGCGAAAACUUGGCAGCUAUGGGCUUGUCUUAUGUUUUUGUAAAGGGUCCCUAGGGUGAGCUGCAUGAUUGUGCAGCCGCAAGCCUACAGGCUACUGUUUUCUCUCUCUCUCUCUCUGCAGACCACUGUAGUGCAGGAAACAAAGGGGAGGAGAGGGCUGAGUGGGGCUCUCAGCAGCAACAGUAUCUGGAGCUCUUGGGACAGAGCUACAGCCACAGAUAAAGGGUAGAAGUAAAAUCAAGCCUGGUGCUGCUUCCAUUCUAAAGUUAGGGCAGGAUCCAAUUAGGAGCAGGAUUUUCCUUGCUUUCCUCACUAUGUGGUAGAUCCAGCAGGCCUAUUUGUAAAAUUAACCUCUCUUUGCUGCUCAGGGGUUUCCAAGUCCCAACUUUGAGAGCAUCCUUGUGCUUUUAAGUUAAGAUAAUUUCACGAGGUCUGACUUCUCUAAUUCUAACACAGCAGCAAUGGCAGAAACUGCACAAUGAGCAGGGGUUUUCCUGCUCUGCAUCUCUUUUAUGCAGAGCUCCAUCAUCUAUGCAGUUGUCACCUUUUGUUUCACCCCUGCUCCUUUUGCUUUUACCUGCAUUAUGAAAUUCAUUUCUUUGUGUCUGAAGGGUAGGGGGUGGGGCAGACAUUUGAUGAUGCAGUUCACAUUUCAAGGCAAAUCUACCCAGAUCAAAUAUGCAAACAGAAACACAGCUGUCCUUCGAAAUUCGCAGCUCUCCAAAUUUUGCAGUGCAGUUCUCCAGCUAAAUAAUGCGUACAACAGUGCAUAUACUGAGGUGACAUGUGCGUAAAUAGGUCAAAAUAAAAAAAUGCAUUGCAUUCAGGAAAAUAAAAUAUGGGGGGGGGAGGAGCACGCUUUGCAAAAAUGCGUGUUAGCACUACUAUGCUGAGGAAUUUUCAUAGAUCCAUAGAAUUGUAGGGUUGGAAGGGACCGUGAGCAUCAUCCCGAGGACUUCUUAAAUAACAAAAACCCAAAACCAUUGUGGGAAUUUGGGGAAGUGAGCUUAAGAAUGGGGAAACGAGAAACUGAGAGAAACCAAGACUUACAGAUGCAGCUACCCCAAGUUAAGGGGUGUGAGCAGAGCCAGGCAGAAGCGGCAGCCCUGCUUUUUCACCCGCAUGCUUCCUCCCUCACGCAAAGACGCCCUGCCUGCCGGUGGCUCAGCUUCUUUCUAGCACGGCUUUAUGACUCUCAAAACUGCAGGGUGGGCAGGAAUGUAACAGCUGAAGCUCUUCCCAGCAUAAACGGCGACCAUGGUGAGGGGGAAAUGGCAGCUGUUAUGUUUCUGCCAGUCAUGAAGACACGAGAGCCCUGCCAAAACAAAAAAGGCGAAAGUCUAACCCUUGUUGAACUUCGUUGCUUUUUUCCAUCGCCUGUUCUUUGUUCCUCUAUGUCAGUGGUCCUCAACCUUGGGCCUCCAUAUGUUUUUGGCCUACAACUCCCAUGAUCCCUAGCUAGCAGGACCAGUGGUCAGGGAUGAUGGGAAUUGUAGUCUCAAAACAUCUGGAGGCCCAAGGUUGAGGACCACUGCUCUAUGUGACUCCAUUAUCGCUCAUUGCUCCUUUAAGUCCUUGCAUAGGAACCAACUCCCAGGGAUUGAGGUACCUUCUCCUCCCCCCCAAUAAAACAUCUGAGGGGGGGUCCCCAAAGGUGAUGAACAUUGCCAUUCAAAUGACGUAUGCACACUGUGUCAUGUGAUCGAUUAUGCGAAGUGGGGCUUACCUGGGAGGGGGAACCCCAUAUUUUAUUCAAGUUGCCACCCCUGGGUCCUUAUUUCUCCUCCUAUUGUCUACGCCAGGCACCCCAAACUUCAGCCCUCCAGAUGUUUUGGACUACAAUUCCCAUCUUCCCCAACCACUGGUCCUGUUAGCUAGGGAUCAUGGGAGUUGUAGGGCAAAACAUCUGCAGGGCCGCAGUUUGGGGAUGCCUGGCCUACGCAGUCCUGUUUGCUCCUUCAGCAUCUCUGGCCUCCAGUAUAGGAAAGGAUAACCUGUGCCCCAGCCCUCCAUAUAUUGUUGGACUACAACUCCCAUCAUUCCUUUCCCUUGGCCAUAUUGACUGAGGUUGAUGAGAGUUUGAAUCCAUCUGCUUCUGGGGUCAUAGCAAGGGAAAUGUUGCCAGUUGUGUGGUUUCCCAAAUGCAACAGUGGGGAAAGCUGCGUCUGACAGAACUUCCCUUUCUAUAAACUAUUUUGUGUUUUUUUUCACAACACCCCUGUGAGGCGGGCUGUUAUUUCUCACACCAUUUUGGCCCGAAUAUAAGCCACACCUGAAUAUAAGCAGCACCUUUAAAAUUCAAGGCGGAAAAAGAAAAAAGGACAAUACCCAAAUAUAAGCCGCUCCCUUAAAAUUCUGCAGGCUCUCACACCCGUUCCGUUUUACUGUAUGUCUGUUUCAGCAGCAAUAUCGUAAUAGCCAAUUUUUGUAAGGUCAACAAUUUCAUAGAAUCAUAGAGUUGGAAGAGACCACAAGGGCCAUCCAGUCCAACCCCCUGCCAAGCAGGGAACACCACCAAAGCAUUCCUGACUGAUGGCUGUCAAGCCUCUGCUUAAAGACCUCCAGAGAAGGAAAUUCCACCACACUCCUUGGCAGCAAAUCCCACUGUCGAACAGCUCUUACUGUCAGGAAGUUCUUCCUAAGGUUUAGGAUUUGCUUUGUCAUAGGAUUUGCUUUGUAACUAAGGCUUUCCCUCGCUGCAGAGCUGAGUUUCCUCUCCCUUUCCUGAAUUUACCUGGAAGUAAAGCCCCCAAACUGAACAUUGGCCAGUCUGCUCAGAGAAUUAGGCUUCACCUGGCAAUAGUAUGACCUGGAUUCAUGUAUUUUAUGUAUUUUCAUGUAUUUUAAAUUGCCAUGGAUGUACCUAAGAAGUCUUACUCCCUGAAUAAACCUCCUCAGAUAAAACUGCACAUGAGCCACACUUUAACUUUUCACAAUCAGAAUUUUUUUUGGGGGGGGGGAGGAGUGAGGCUUAUAUUCAGGCCAAUACGGUAUUUAAGACAUUUUAACACCACCCUUCAGUUUUAACAAAAGUCCUAGGGUGCUUUGCGUCAGUUAUAAAAACAGUAUCAAGGUGUUUGGGUGUGGGGUGUGUGCUUAAAUAUAUAUAAUGUAGAGCAGAACAGAAAAGAUCUGACCAGUGGUUUUGAAAAACAAAUAAGCAAAACCAUCAAAACUGAUCAGAUUUAAAGCCAGUUUAAGAUGGCAUGCUGGGGAAAUUCAACCCAAAAUUCAAAUUUAGUUUAAAAAUCCAGUGCGCUUCUUACAUAGCUGCCAAGUUUUCCCUCUUCUCGCGAGGAAGCCUAUUCAGCAUAAGGGAAUUUCCCUUAAAAAAAGGAGAACUUGGCAGCUAUGGCUUCUUACUUGGAAUAGAAGGUCUGGGCGGGGUCAGUGUGUUUUUGUGUGUAAGUAAGCAGUCCUAGUUGGAUUUAAUGAACAAGCAUGCCUUAAAAAUUGGAUGGGGUGUGUUAAGUCUAUAUUUCUUUACUCGCUUCCCUUAGAGCAUAGAUUGGGUUUCCAUUGCUGCACAGCCUUCAUGUGCAGUGAGGGAGUAAGACUUCUUAGGUACAUCCAUGGCAAUUUAAAAUACAUGAAUCCAGGUCAUACUAUUGCCAGGUGAAGCCUAAAUUCUCUGAGCAGACUGGCCAAUGUUCAGUUUGGGGGCUUUACUUCCAGGUAAAUUCAGGAAAGGGAGAGGAAAUUCAGCUCUGCAGGCAAAGGGAAAGCCUUAUUUACAAAGCAAAUCCUAUGAAUAGCUGCUCAGAGAAGCACACUUAUUUUAAUGGAACCUACUCUCAGGUAACUAUGCACAGGACGGCAUCUUUAAUAGUUCAGUGUGGGUUUGGAAGUGCAGACAUUUAGUUGGUUAUUUAAAAGAAUUGUAAAACGGAAAGACUUCGCAAACUAAAAUGGGGGGGACAUUUUGUUUUGGAACUACAGGUAUAUGUUGCUUCAGUGUGUGAGAAGCUACGGAGUUUCUUCAAACUUCAUCAUCCAUCAAAGGGGCAAAAAGAACAGCUACCCCCCCCCCAUAUUAGGUUUUGAGAAUGGUGAGACUUCCCCAGAAAUCCUGUUGAUUUUGAUUUCAGGCAAGUUGACAUUAGGAGGCGGCAAGAGUCAGAGAGGUAAAAUAGAGUUGCAGAGAAGGUGCAUUAAAGUGGGGAGAGUAAAAAGAGAAGGAGACAGAAAGGCAAUACCGCCAGGUACAAAGGAAGCAGUAGGUGAGAAGAAGAAAGGAUAGAAAUGUUUGAGAAGGUAAAGAGAAUGUGGAAGAAGACAUGAGGAAAGGGGCAAUAAGCUGGUGAUAGAAAGGAUAGCAAAAGAAAGUGGGACCCAGGUGGUGCUGUGGUUAAACCACUGAGCCUAGGGCUUGCUGAUCAGAAGGUCGGCGGUUCGAAUCCCUGUGACGGGGUGAGCUCCUGUUGCUUGGUCCCAGCUCCUGCCAACCUAGCAGUUCGAAAGCACGUCAAAAUGCAAGUAGAUAAAUAGGAACCGCUACAGCGGGAAGGUAAACGGCGUUUCCAUGUGCUGCUCUGGUUUGCCAGAAGUGGCUUUGUCAUGCUGGCCACAUGACCUGGAAGCUAUACGCCGGCUCCCUCGGCCAAUAAUGCGAGAUGAGCGCGCAACCCCAGAGUCGGUCACGACUGGACCUAAUGGUCAGGGGUCCCUUUACCUUUACCUUUACCGUAACAACAGAAAACAGGACGGAGAAUUUUGCAACAAAGCAAAGAGAAGGCAGGAGGUGAAAGGCCCCAGAAAUCAAAGAGGGGGUGGAAUUAUUGAACAGAUUCAAAAGUUUGACCAACAAAAUAAAUGAAAUAUGAGUUCACUUGUACUGGGGGGGGGGAUAUCACACUAAUAUUUUAGUGUGUGACAGGUGGUGAGGUGCUAGCACUAUUAUGCAGAAAUUAAAUGGGUCCCAAAUUAAUGAGUCAAGGUCAAAGGUAGGUUUUUUUUGUCCUUUUUCCUUAGCCCCUCCACCUCCAUUCUUUCUCUUCCCCAGCAGUCAUCUCGAAAUUCAUCACCACUAGAUUAAUACUAGAGGUGGCAUUAGAAGCUGGAUGUCACUUAUUCCUUAAUAACAAGUAAAAAUUAGAUAAUAAUUAAAAGCAACCCUCUGAGAUGUAAGAGUGCAACUACUGCAUAUAUCAGGCUUGCUAGGCCUUGAGGACUAAGCGAAUGGAAAUAUUAAGGAGCCAGAGAAGGGAGGGAAACCCAAAAAACCCCAAAAUGACCAGACUUGAUCUUAGGCAAAGUUAUGGUUACAGGUAGGUAGCCGUGUUGGUCUGGGUCGAAGUAAAAUAAAAAAAUUCCUUCAGUAGCACCUUAAAGACCAACUAAGUUUUUA
This is a messenger RNA of Zootoca vivipara (common lizard), 12353 nucleotides long. RefSeq names its product proline rich basic protein 1 (gene PROB1). Gene Ontology annotation, cellular component: nucleoplasm. The record is from RefSeq and is a predicted model, not a curated record. Lineage: Eukaryota; Metazoa; Chordata; Lepidosauria; Squamata; Lacertidae.